Messenger RNA from Dalotia coriaria, 3243 nucleotides. RefSeq lists its product as uncharacterized. NCBI's taxonomy places the organism in Eukaryota, Metazoa, Arthropoda, Insecta, Coleoptera, Staphylinidae. Bases 61 to 3063 code for a protein of 1000 amino acids. The record is from RefSeq and is a predicted model, not a curated record. The transcript has 6 exons. Gene Ontology annotation, molecular function: monooxygenase activity; oxidoreductase activity, acting on paired donors, with incorporation or reduction of molecular oxygen; heme binding.
UAAUAUUCAUUCGCAAGUUAUUUUAAUUUGCGUUAUAGUUUACAUUUGAACUGUAGCAAAAUGUGGCUAAUAUUAAUUUUAGCAAUUAUACUCUUAAUUUUUGCUUACCUAAAGCAUAAUUAUAGUUACUGGAAAAAACGUGGUUUGGACACCCCAAAAUUCCAUUAUGUUGCAGGAAACUUAUUAGAGCAACUCACACUGAAGAAAAAUGCAGCGGUACUCUUACAAGAAAAUUACAAAGCCUUUGAGGGUUACAAUUAUUUUGGGUAUUACAAUGCUUUGCAACCAGCUGUAGUUGUGCGAAACCCAGAAAUCAUCGGUGAAAUCCUCAUCAAAGAUUUCGCUUCAUUUGGCGAUACGGAUUUCGACCUAGAUGAGGUGGCCGAUCCGAUUUUGGGUAAAAACCCUUUUGUAUUGAAAGGACAACGAUGGAAGCAAGUACGCACACAGGCAACACCGUCAUUUACAGCCGGAAAAGUUAAAAUGAUGAUGCCAUUGCUCAAAGCAACAAGCGCUAAGUUUUUGGAUUAUAUGAAAAAAUAUGAAAAUAUCCCAGUUGAAGUAGACGCUUUGAACAAACGAAUAAAUGCCGAAAAUGUGGCAAGUUGUGCGUUCGGUCUAGAUGGCAACAGUUUCACACAAGAAGAUGCUGAAUUUGUGAAAAUUGCCAACGAACCAGUCGAACCAACCAUGACAAACAGCCUCAAAAGUUUACUGUUAUUCAUAUGCCCAUCACUAGGCCGAAUAUUCAAAGUUAGCUUUUACACGCAGAAAACCAUCAAAUAUCUGCAUGAUAUCAUUGAGCAGACGAUGAAAUACCGCAUAGAUAAUAACAUCGAACGGAAUGAUUUUCUUGAUGAGAUGAAACGUCUCCGCGAAAAGAUCAACGACGAUAAAGCGUUCAAUUCAUUAGAUAUUCUCGGACACGCUGGUGGAUUUCUUUUAGAUGGUGUGAUUACUAGUGCUAUAGCCGCUGGUUAUACGCUUUUUCACAUCGCAGACGACCAAGAAGUUCAAGACAAACUCCGAGAAGAAGUUCUGCGUGUCCUUGACAACGAAGAAUUGACAUACGAGAAGGUUCAAGAGAUGAAUUACUUGGACUGUGUUUUAAAGGAAGGUUUACGACUGCAUCCUCCAAUAAUGUUUAUGAUUAGACGUGUUACAAAGCCAUAUACAAUGCGACCAAUGAGAGAAGAUAAUACUGGGCCGAGAAUUGAGUUAGAACUUGGUACUCCUGUGAUUCUUCCAGUGUGCGCUUUACAUCUGGAUAAUAAGUAUUUUCCCGAUGCGAAAAGAUUCAAUCCUGAACGCUGGAAUCGUGAUAAUAACAACACAAUUGUUAAGAAUACUUAUCUGCCAUUUAGUGAUGGCCCGCGUGUAUGUCUGGGCAUGAAAUUUGCCGUUUUACAAACAAAGAUAUCAAUUAUCACAAUGAUCAGUCACUAUAAACUGAAAGUUAGUAGUAAAACUAAGAUUCCUUUAGAAAUUGAUCCUGGCAAUUUCUUUAAUCAAACUGUUGGCGGCCAAUGGUUAGAAUUUACAAAGUUGGUUCUAAACCGGGUUACAAUGUGGCUCUUUUUAAUCGGGCUUAGUAUUGGCCUAAUUUAUUUAUACUUGAAAAACAACUACAACUACUGGAAAAAGCGCGGCGUAGACACACCACCAUUCCAUUAUGUUGUUGGAAACUUAUGGAAACAAUUAACACUCAAGAAAAACGCUGGAUUAGUUUUGCAAGAUGAAUACAAUGCUUUCAAAGGAUACAAUUAUUUCGGAUAUUACAACGCUUUGCAACCGGCAAUAGUGGUGCGAAACCCGGAAAUAAUCGGUGAUAUACUCAUCAAAGACUUUCAAUCGUUCGCUGAUAAUGAUUUCGAUAUUGAUGAAGAAAUGGAUCCCAUAUUCGGUAAAAAUCCAUUUAUACUUAAGGGUCAGCGAUGGAAGCAUGUCCGUGCACAAUCUACACCUUCAUUUUCAUCUGGAAAGAUAAAAGCAAUGAUGCCACUUAUAAAAGAGACAAACACAACUCUGUUAAACUAUAUGAAGAAAUUUGAAGGUGUUCCAGUUGAAUUGGAUCCAUUAAACAACAAAAUCACAGCAGAUAAUGUUGCAAGCUGUGCAUUUGGUCUUGAGGGUGGUAGCUUCACACAAGAAAAACCUCGAUUUGUUGAAUUUGCCAAGGAACCCAUCAACCCAACCACUAUGAACAUCAUCAAAGGUUUCAUGAUAUUUGUAUGUCCAUCGUUAGCACGCAUUAUCAAAGUAAAGUUCUUCCGUCAAGAAACAAUCGAUUAUCUGAAAGGUGUAAUUGAACAAACCAUGCAAUACCGCAAAGACAACAACGUACAACGCAAUGAUCUUCUCGAUGAGAUGAAACGCAUCAGGGAAAAAGUCAACGAUGACAAAGUGUUCAGUUUUUUUGAUAUUCUCGGACACGCUGGCGGAUUUCUCUUGGAUGGUAUCGUAACCAGCUCGAUUACAGCAGACCACGCAUUGUAUGACAUUGCAAAAAAUGCCGACGUUCAGGAUAAACUGCGCAAAGAAAUAGAAAACGUGCUCAGCAAGCAUAAUGGCGAAUUGACAUACGAAAGUAUACAGGAAAUGGAAUAUUUGGACUGUGUACUCAAAGAGAGUUUGAGACUUCAUCCUCCACUAAUGUUCAUGACCAAACGUGUUACAAAACCAUACACUAUGAAACCAAUGAGGGAGGAUAAUACCGGACCGCAGGUUGAACUAGCAGUUGGAACUCCUGUUAUUAUUCCAUUAUUAGCGCUGCAUUUGGAUGAGCUGUUCUUUCCAGACCCGGAAAAGUUUGACGCGGAGAGAUGGAAUCGCGAAAAUAAGGACAAGCAUGUGAAGAAUUCCUAUCUGCCUUUUAGCGAUGGUCCACGCGCUUGUUUAGGCAUGCGAUUUGGUGUCUUGCAAACAAAAAUUACACUCAUUACAAUUAUUCAAAACUAUAAAAUUUCGCCAAGUUCAAAAACCAAGGAACCUUUGGAUAUUCUUCCUGCCAGUUUUGUUAAUUUACCCACUGGUGGUCACUGGGUUGAAUUUACUAAAUUGUAAUUUGUGUUUGUAAAUAUGAUAAAUCAAAAUGAUUUAUAUUGUUAUGUGUAUGGUUAUUGGCUUUUAAUUCAGACUUCAUUUGUUUUGUUGAAUUCGAUUAAUGGAAUUUCAUUCUUAUAUACAGAUGAGCACUGAAUUGUUAAAUCUGCUUAAGAUAAUAAAAUUCAUUUGCCAAAAGUA